This is a messenger RNA of Humulus lupulus (European hop), 435 nucleotides long. RefSeq lists its product as uncharacterized. The coding region runs from base 1 to 435 and encodes 144 amino acids. The transcript has a single exon. Lineage: Eukaryota; Viridiplantae; Streptophyta; Magnoliopsida; Rosales; Cannabaceae. The record is from RefSeq and is a predicted model, not a curated record.
AUGGCGGGUCGUGAGGUUCUCAUUAAAGCUGUUAUUCAGUCUAUUCCUACUUAUACGAUGUCGCUUUUCAAACUUCCCAUGUCUUUCGUGAAUAGUAUCCAUGGUAUGUGUGCCAGAUUCUGGUGGGGUGGUGAUGACACCAAACAAAAGAUGCACUGGUGUACUUGGGGGCGACUUUGGUGGCAUAAAGAAGAUGGUGGUAUGGGCUUUCGGGAUUUACACCUUUUUAACCAAGCUAUGCUAGCUAAACAAGCGUGGCGGCUUUAUGAUGACCCGAGUUCCCUAGCAGCUAAGGUUCUGAAAGGCUUGUAUCACAGGAAAAAGCCCUUUGGUUCUAUGGUUAAAUCUAAGAAUGGUUCUUUUGUCUGGAAAAACAUUUUAUGGGGAAAGGAGUUGUUUGAUGCUGGAUCUAUUUGGAGAGUUGGGAAACGGUAA